Molecule: messenger RNA, 2349 nt
Organism: Penicillium olsonii
Lineage: Eukaryota; Fungi; Ascomycota; Eurotiomycetes; Eurotiales; Aspergillaceae
Source: the annotation of a GenBank genome assembly
AUGGAUCGCAAGGAUUGCCGUAGCCCCCUCUUAUCGCUUAUCGUUCGAGCUCCGAACUCCAAUUGUUUCAUCCAAGCCUCUCCAUUCACAGAGCUGUUCCAGCAAUGGCGCAUCCUUAUUCGAAUGACAGAUAUUCAGGAUGGGGGCAGCGACCAUUCCCACCCCGCGAUGAUCGGGACGGUCGCAUGUAUGACGACCACAACGACUCGCGGCCAUUUGGCGGUACAAGAUCCUCCCCGCACGGUAAAGGUGCCUGAGCUACAAACAUCUCAGCAACAGGACCAUACUCUCCAUGUGGUAGAGAUUGUCGCUAAUCUGAUUUUUAUGGCAAACAAAGACCGCCCCCGCUCGCCUCGAAGGGCAGCGGCAGACCGCAGACACGACUAUCCUCGGGACCGAGAUUCUGGCCCGGGGUCUCGAGGCUAUGGCCGAGAUGACUAUCGCCGCCGAGACUCCCGGUCGCCACCUCGCCGUGGUAGGCAACAAUACAAAGAUCGCGAUCGUGAAGGUUAUCGAAGCGGGAGCCACAGCCGCAGUCGCAGCCCUCGACGAGGCCAGCCCCAUAUUGGAAAUGAGAGCCGAGAAGUAAUGAUGGAAGGAUUCCCAGUGGAUAUGACGGAAGAUGAUAUCACUGCUGAACUCAGGGUGGCCUAUCACGUUGAAGGCCUCGAAGACGUCCGUGUCAUUCGUGACCGUCAAACAAAACUGUCGAGGCAGCUUGGGUUCCUGCGUUUCCCAACCAUUGAGCAAUCACGAGAGUUCGUGGAAAGGAACUUCCCCAACAUCUUCUUCUAUGGACCCAGUGCCGGCCCAAACGAUCGCAGUACCAAAGUGCGUAUUGCAUACAGCCGUGAGCGAGAAGAAAGGUCUCGUCCGAAAGGGGAGGGAGAUUGGACGUGCCGCAUGUGCGCUAUCUCCAAUUAUUCCACCCGCGGAAAGUGCUUCAAGUGCAACGCUCCACGACCUGAAAUGGCUUCUUCUGGCCUGCUUGGAGCUCCGGCUCCCAAAGUUGCCAAUUCUGGCGAUAAUGAUGCUGCUCCUGAGAACCAACCAUCCCAGUUCCUUCUGUUUCGUGGCUUGGAUCACUCAGUCACUGAGCAACUCCUCGGUAGGGGUGUUGCCAAAUUGUACCGUCCAUCUGGAGGCAAUGAAAGCGCACCCAACAAUUCCAAGAAAGGGUCCAAAGUGGCCUCUACGACUGGUGACAGCAACCUAGGAGCACGUGAAGGCUCCAUUCGCCGUGUAUUGCUUGUGCGUGAUCGCAAGACAAAUGACAGUUGGGGAUAUGGAUUUGCAGAAUUUGCAGGUGUCAUGGACGCGCAAGCUGCGAUGACCCGACUGAAGUCUUUCGAAAAGUUCACCAUCUCAUCAAAGCCGGUCAUGGUCAGCUACAUCCAUGCUGGCGUGUUCAUCCCCGUCUUGAACCCCUCCGCUAGCUCUGAUGGAUUCACAUUCAGCCCACUAAACAAUCAAUUCUUGAAGCUGAUGUACUGGGACGACGAGGCUUAUGUCACGGAGCUGACUAUCUCGGCCGAGGAAGAAGAUACCGCCUUUGAGCAGUCUACCCAGCAGAACAACACAGUCAAGGGCACAAAGGACUCGGAGAAGGCCAAAAAGAGAAAAGGGGAUGCCGCCGCUGGCGCAAGUACCAAGAAGCUUGCGAUGCCGUCUCAGCUCCAGUUUUGGAGUGACCGCCACGCUGAGCUCCACGGAACUUCAGACAACAUUAAUGGGACCACUGUCGCGAAUGCGCCCGCUGAAGAAGUCCAGUCUUAUGCCGACUACAACAAAGUUUGCUGCUGGUUGUGCAUGCGCCUACUGAGGGAUAUACCCAAGCUGAAACAGCACGAGCGCUUUAGUGAACUGCACCGCGCCAACCUCCAGAACAAGGAAUUAACCGAUUACGCCAUGUACAAAUUGGUCAAACAUGAUCUCAUCAAACCACCCGAAGAUUAUCGACAGCCCUCCAUCCAAGAAUACCGGGACCGUGCGAAGGAGCGUCGCCAGGCCCUUGGUCCUACCGUCCCCGCUGGAUCUCAGAAAACCGCAGCCCCUGCACCAAAGGAAGAGGAUGAACCAGUGCAGACCAAGUCGACAUCCAAGGGUGCUUCUCUUCUCGGCAAAAUGGGAUGGUCCGAAGGUACCGGUCUAGGCGCACAGGGAACGGGUGUAAUUGAGCCUAUUGCCACCGAAGUUUAUGCCCAGGGUGUUGGCCUUGGGGCUCGAGGAGGCAAGUUGGGUGAUGCAACCGAGGAAGCAGCCCGAAACACGCGUGGUCGGUAUGAGGAGUUCUUGGAGAAGACUAAGGACAAUGCCCGCCAGCGUUACGACGAGAUGAACAACUCUUAG